AUGGAGCUCAGCAUCGCGGAAGGACAAAUUAUUAAUAUCAGAAGAUCUACCAGCAAAGAAAAGGUGCCAAUGUUUCUUAUCAAGGAUAUGCUGGCACAUGGGGGCUUUGGUGGAAUCUACGUUGCUAGAGAUCUGACCCGGGAUAGAGAAAUCGUGUUGAAAAUGGAAAGUCACAAAGCAAAGCAUCCACAGCUAGAAAUCGAGAAAGAAAUUUACUCAUUGAUUUACGAUAGAAAAACCCAAUUUAUUCCGCAUUUUCCGAUGUUUCACCGAUUCCAGCAAAAGGUCAAGCUGGAUUUCCUCGGAGAAAACGAAAAGAAAGAAUCAAAUCUCUUCAACCUUUUGGCGAUAGAAAGACUCGGCCCGAAUCUGUAUCAUAUUCUGAGGCGGAGCAAAAAAAGAAAAUUUCAUUUGGAAGAAAACAGGGGAAAAUUUAAAGAAGGAAUCAGUCUCAAAGCUGUCAUGGAAAUUGCUGUGCAGUGUUUUGAGUGCAUCGAAUUUCUUCACGAAAAGAAAGUCGUCCAUCGUGAUAUAAAGCCGGAUAACUUCGUUGUCGGGCUUAUUGGCACUUCCAAACGCUCGGUGGUUCAUUUGGUCGAUUUUGGGCUAGCAAAAAAGUAUGAAUCAAAAAAUGUAUUUAUGCCGAAAGAAGCAAAGUACUGUACCGGUACUGAUAGUUACAUGUCCCUCCAUGUUCAAGCUUCCCGCCGAAACCCCUCGUUGAGAGAUGACUGUAUUUCUCUUUGCUACACGCUUUUUGAAUUAUACCGCGGCGUUCUUUGGUGGAGCAAGCUCAAAAUUGAAAACAAGAAAGAAAAAGUCAAAAAGAUCAUCGAGCUGAAACACGCGCAACUCAAGCAAGGUGUCCAAGAAGAAUUCCCAGAGAUGAAGCAAAUUCAAAAUAUUUUAGAAAAUUGUUAUGCAAUGGCCUUCACUGAGUUUCCGAACUACGAAAUGUUUCGUACGCAAUUAAGGGGGUGCACAACGGAUUACAGUUAA
Molecule: messenger RNA, 999 nt
Organism: Oikopleura dioica
Lineage: Eukaryota; Metazoa; Chordata; Appendicularia; Copelata; Oikopleuridae
Source: the annotation of a GenBank genome assembly